GGUAAUUUUAAGGCAAGCCGGAACACAGAGUGAGUCGCCAUGGCGGCAGGAGUGGCUGCAUGGCUUCCCUUUGCACGGGCAGCAGCUAUUGGCUGGAUGCCUGUGGCCAACUGCCCCAUGCCCAUUGCUCCUAGAGACCACAGAAAGAGACAUGACGAGCUGAUCAUCCUGAACGUGAGUGGACGACGCUUCCAGACCUGGAGGACCACACUGGACCGCUACCCAGACACCCUGCUGGGAAGCUCAGAGAAACAGUUUUUUUACGAUGAGGAGACAAAGGAGUAUUUCUUCGACCGGGACCCAGACUCCUUCCGCAGCAUUCUCAACUUCUACCGGACGGGAAAGUUGCACUAUCCUCGCUACGAGUGCAUCUCGGCCUAUGACGAAGAGCUAACUUUCUUCGGCAUCAUUCCGGAGAUCAUCGGCGACUGCUGCUACGAAGAGUACAAGGACCGGAAGCGGGAGAACGCGGAGCGUCUCCAGGAUGACCAGGAUGACAACAAGGACUGCAAGCUGCCCAACAUGACAUACAGAGAGACCAUGUGGAGGGCCUUUGAGAACCCUCACACCUCCACCAUGGCCCUUGUGUUCUACUAUGUCACCGGCUUCUUCAUCGCCAUCUCAGUCCUCACCAACGUGAUAGAGACGGUACCUUGUGGUGCCACGCCUUCACAGAAGGAUAUGCCGUGUGGCGAGCGCUAUACCAUCGCCUUCUUCUGCAUGGACACAGCCUGCGUCCUCAUCUUCACCGUGGAGUACCUCAUGAGACUGUUCGCCGCGCCCAGCCGCUACCAAUUUAUGCGCAGUGUGAUGAGCAUCAUAGACGUGGUAGCCAUCUUUCCCUACUACAUCGGCCUGGUGAUGACAGACAAUGAGGAUGUGAGCGGGGCCUUCGUCACGCUCAGAGUGUUCCGUGUGUUCCGCAUCUUCAAGUUCUCCCGCCACUCGCAGGGCCUCAGGAUCCUGGGGUACACGCUGAAGAGCUGCGCCUCCGAGCUGGGCUUCCUCCUCUUCUCCCUCACCAUGGCCAUCAUCAUCUUUGCCACGGUCAUGUUCUACGCAGAGAAGGGGUCGUCGUCGACCAAGUUCACCAGCAUUCCAGCCUCCUUCUGGUACACCAUUGUCACAAUGACCACGUUGGGGUAA
This is a messenger RNA of Oncorhynchus mykiss (rainbow trout), 1146 nucleotides long. The record is from RefSeq and is a predicted model, not a curated record. Lineage: Eukaryota; Metazoa; Chordata; Actinopteri; Salmoniformes; Salmonidae.